Molecule: messenger RNA, 7145 nt
Organism: Pipistrellus kuhlii (Kuhl's pipistrelle)
Lineage: Eukaryota; Metazoa; Chordata; Mammalia; Chiroptera; Vespertilionidae
Gene: ARID1B
Product: AT-rich interaction domain 1B
Exons: 20
Coding region: 131-5782 (1883 amino acids)
Biological process (GO): regulation of transcription by RNA polymerase II; positive regulation of DNA-templated transcription; chromatin remodeling
Cellular component (GO): nBAF complex; nucleoplasm; SWI/SNF complex
Molecular function (GO): DNA binding; nucleosome binding
Source: RefSeq, a predicted model, not a curated record
GGCGGCGGCGGCCGCGGCGGCGGCAGCAGCAGCAGGCGGCGGCGGCGGCGGCUAUGGGGGCCCGUCCUCGGGGCUCGGGGCGCUGAGCUCCCCCCGGCAGCAGCGGCAGCAGCAGGGCGGCGGCGGCGACAUGAUGAUGGGCCCCGGCGGCGGCGGGGCCGCGAGCCUCAGCAAGGCGGCCGGCGGCGCGGCGGCGGCGGGGGGCUUCCAGCGCUUCGCCGGCCAGAACCAGCACCCGUCGGGGGCCACCCCGACCCUCAACCAGCUGCUCACCUCGCCCAGCCCCAUGAUGCGGAGCUACGGCGGCGGCUACCCCGACUACAGCGGCCCCGGCGCGCCGCCGCCGGCGCAGCCCCAGCCCCCGUCCCCGGCGGCGGCGGGCGGCCCGCAGGCGGCGGGCAUGGGCUUGGGCAAGGACAUGGGCGCCCCGUACGCCGCCGCCGGCCCGGCCUGGGCGGCCGCGCAACAAAGGAGCCACCCGGCCAUGAGCCCCGGCGCCCCGGGCCCCGGCAUGGGCAGACCGCAGAUGCCGCCUCAGUAUGGACAGCAAGGUGUGAGCGGUUACUGCCAGCAGGGCCAGCAGCCAUAUUACAACCAGCAGCCGCAGCCCCCGCACCUGCCCCCGCAGGCGCAGUACCUGCCCUCCCAGUCCCAGCAGCGGUACCAGCCGCAGCAGGACAUGUCUCAGGAAGGCUAUGGAACUAGGUCUCAACCUCCUCUGGCUCCUGGGAAACCUAACCAUGAAGACUUGAACCUGAUUCAGCAAGAAAGGCCGUCAAGUUUACCAGACCUGUCGGGCUCCAUCGACGACCUCCCCACGGGAACGGAAGCCACGCUGAGCUCCGCGGUCAGUGCUUCGGGCUCAACGAGCAGCCAAGGGGACCAGAGCAACCCGGCCCCGUCGCCUUUCUCCCCGCACGCAUCCCCCCGCCUCUCCGGCAUUCCCGGGGGCCCGUCGCCGUCUCCGGUGGGCUCGCCUGUAGGAAGCAGCCAGUCACGGUCAGGCCCCAUCUCUCCUGCAAGUAUUCCAGGCAGCCAGAUGCCCCCCCAGCCACCUGGGAGCCAGUCAGAGUCGAGUUCCCACCCUGCGCUGAGCCAGUCACCAAUGCCACAGGAGAGAGGUUUCAUGGCAGGCACACAAAGGAACCCCCAGAUGUCUCAGUAUGGGCCUCAGCAGACAGGCCCGUCCAUGUCGCCGCACCCCUCUCCUGGGGGCCAGAUGCAUCCUGGGAUGAGCAGCUUUCAGCAGAGCAACUCGAGUGGCUCGUACGGCCCGCAGAUGAGCCAGUAUGGACCACAAGGUAACUACUCCAGACCUCCUACGUAUAGUGGGGUGCCCAGUGCAAGCUACAGCGGCCCAGGGCCUGGUGUGGGCAUCAAUGCCAACAGCCAGAUGCACGGGCCAGGGCCAGGCCAGCCGUGCGGUGCUAUGCCCCUGGGACGAAUGCCAUCAGCCGGGAUGCAGAACAGACCGUUUCCUGGAAACAUGAGCAGCAUGACCCCCAGCUCUCCUGGCAUGGCGCAGCAGGGCGGGCCAGGAAUGGGGCCGCCGAUGCCGACCGUGAACCGUAAGGCCCAGGAGGCAGCCGCCGCAGUGAUGCAGGCUGCUGCCAACUCCGCACAGAGCAGGCCACCAUACAUUAGGUCGCCUGCUUAUCCCAGCCAGUCUGGGGCUGGCGGACGCCCCCUGUUUUCUUCCCAGCACCCCAACUAUGGCAACUCUCAGGCUCCCAUGAUGCACCAGCCUGACCAGUACGGGCAGGGCAGCUUCCCGGGCAUGAACCAGAGCGGCCUCAUGGCUUCCAGCUCUCCCUACAGCCAGCCCAUGAACAACAGCUCGGCGCUGAUGAACACGCAGGCAUCGCCCUACAGCAUGACGCCCAACAUGGUCAACAGCUCCACAGCAUCUAUGGGUCUUGCAGAUAUGAUGUCUCCUGGCGAGUCCAAGCUGCCGCUGCCUCUCAAAGCCGACGGGAAGGAAGAAGGCGCUGCGCAGCCCGAGAGCAAGGCGAAGGAUAGCUACAGCUCUCAGGGUAUUUCUCAGCCCCCCACCCCAGGCAACCUGCCAGUCCCCUCCCCAAUGUCCCCCAGCUCUGCUAGCAUCUCCUCAUUUCAUGGAGAUGAGAGCGAUAGCAUUAGCAGCCCAGGCUGGCCCAAGACUCCAUCAAGCCCUAAGUCCAGCACCUCUACCACCACCGGGGAGAAGAUCACCAAGGUGUACGAGCUGGGGAGCGAGCCGGAGAGGAAGCUGUGGGUGGACCGCUAUCUGACCUUCAUGGAGGAGAGGGGCUCCCCAGUCUCCAGCCUGCCCGCCGUGGGCAAGAAGCCGCUGGACCUGUUCCGGCUCUACGUCUGCGUCAAAGAGAUCGGAGGCUUGGCCCAGGUUAAUAAAAACAAGAAGUGGCGUGAGCUGGCAACCAACCUGAACGUUGGCACGUCGAGCAGCGCGGCGAGCUCCCUGAAGAAGCAGUACAUCCAGUACCUGUUCGCCUUCGAGUGCAAGAUCGAGCGCGGGGAGGAGCCGCCGCCCGAGGCCUUCAGCGCCGCCGAGACCAAGAAGCAGCCCAAGCUGCAGCCGCCCUCCCCCGCUAAUUCAGGAUCCUUGCAAGGCCCCCAGACCCCCCAGUCCACUGGCAGCAAUUCGAUGGCAGAGGUUCCAGGUGACCUGAAGCCACCGACUCCGGCCUCCACCCCUCAUGGACAGAUGACCCCAAUGCCAGGUGGAAGAAGCAGUACAGUCAGCGUGCACGACCCGUUCUCAGACGCGGGCGACUCAGCGUUCCCGAAACGGAACUCCAUGACUCCGAGCGCCCCGUACCAGCAGGGCAUGAGCAUGCCCGACGUGAUGGGCAGGGUGCCCUACGAGCCCAACAAGGACCCCUUUGGCGGGAUGAGAAAAGUGCCUGGAGGCAGCGAGCCCUUCAUGUCGCAGGGCCCGAUGCCCACGAGCAGCAUGCAGGACAUGUACAGCCAGAGUCCCUCCGGCACCAUGUCCGGCCUGGGCAUGGGGCAGCGGCAGCAGUUCCCCUACGGAGCCACCUACGACCGGAGGCAUGAACCCUACGGGCAGCAGUACCCGGGCCAAGGCCCACCCUCAGGACAGCCGCCGUACGGAGGACACCAGCCGGGCCUGUACCCGCAGCAGCCGAACUACAAGCGGCACAUGGACGGCAUGUACGGCCCCCCCGCCAAGCGCCACGAGGGCGACCUGUACGGCGUGCAGUACGGCGGCCAGCAGCCCGACGUGUACAACCAGUACGGCGGCUCCUACUCCGGGCCCGAGCGCCGGCCCCUGCAGGGCCAGUACGCCUACCCGUACGGCCGCGAGCGGGUGCAGGGCCCCGGCCAGAUGCCGCCGCACGGCCUCCCCCCGCAGAUGCUGGGCGGCCCCCUGCAGCCGGCCUCCGGGGACGGCCCGCAGCAGGGCCUGUGGGCGGCGCGCAACGACAUGCCUUACCCCUACCAGGCCCGCCAGGGCCCCGGCGGCCCCGCCCAGGCGCCCCCCUACCCGGGCAUGAGCCGCACGGAUGACAUGAUGGUCCCCGACCAGAGGAUAAACCACGAGAGCCAGUGGCCCUCCCACGUGGGCCAGCGCCAGCCUUACCUGUCCUCGUCGGCCUCCAUGCAGCCCAUCACGCGCCCGCCCCAGCCGGCCUACCAGCCGCCGCCCUCCCUGCCCAACCACAUCUCCCGCGCGCCCAGCCCCGCCGCCUUCCCGCGCGCCCUGGAGAGCCGCAUGUCCCCCAGCAAGUCCCCCUUCCUGCCCGCCAUGAAGAUGCAGAAGGUCCUGCCCGCCGGCCCCGCGCCCCAGGCCUCGGGGCCGCCCCCCCAGCCGCCCCCGAUCCGCAGGGAGAUCACCUUCCCGCCCGGCUCCGUGGAGGCGUCCCAGCCGGUCCUGAAGCAGAGGCGGAAGAUCACCUCCAAGGACAUCGUCACCCCGGAGGCGUGGCGUGUGAUGAUGUCCCUGAAGUCAGGGCUCUUGGCUGAAAGUACCUGGGCUUUGGACACCAUAAACAUCCUCCUGUACGAUGACAGCACUGUGGCCACGUUCAACCUCUCCCAGUUGUCCGGCUUUCUGGAACUGUUAGUCGAGUACUUCAGGAAAUGCCUGAUCGACAUUUUUGGAAUUCUCAUGGAAUACGAAGUGGGAGACCCCAGCCAAAAAGCACUUGACCACAACGCAGUGAAGAAAGAUGAGGCCUGGGCCGCCGAGUGUGGGGGAGAGGAGGACGCUGCAGAAUGCAUGGAGGAGGACGAGGAGGAGGAGGAGGAGGAGGAGGCCGAGGAAGAAGACGGUGCCAAGGCCGAGGCGGGGGCCGAGGGGAAGGGCGGCGCGGCCCUGAGCCCCUCGGACGCUGUGGCCGAGCCAAAGGAGAAGCCCCAGCAGGCCAGCAAGUUCGACAAGCUGCCCAUCAAGAUCGUCAAGAAGAACAACCUGUUCGUGGUGGACCGCUCGGACCGGCUGGGCCGCGUGCAGGAGUUCAGCAGCGGGCUCCUGCACUGGCAGCUGGGCGGCGGGGACACCACGGAGCACAUCCAGACGCACUUCGAGAGCAAGAUGGAGAUCCCGCCGCGCCGUCGGCCGGCGCCCGCCCCAGGGCCCAGGCCGGAGCCCGAGGGCCAGGCCGAGCCGGAGGAGCAGCCGGAGAAGAGCAUCAUCGCCACCAUCGACGACGUCCUGUCGGCGCGGCCGGGCGCGCUGCCGGAGGACGCCCACCCCGGGGCGCCGCCCGACAAGUUCCCGUUCGGCAUCCACCAGGCGCGGAGCCACCGCAACAUCCGGCUGCUGGAGGACGAGCCGCGCAGCCGCGACGAGACGCCGCUGUGCACCGUGGCGCACUGGCAGGACUCGCUGGCCAAGCGCUGCAUCUGCGUGUCCAACAUCGUGCGCAGCCUGUCCUUCGUGCCCGGCAACGACGCCGAGAUGUCCAAGCACCCGGGCCUGGUGCUCAUCCUGGGCAAGCUCAUCCUGCUGCACCACGAGCACCCCGAGCGCAAGCGGGCGCCGCAGACCUACGAGAAGGAGGAGGACGGGGACAAGGGGGCGGCCUGCAGCGAGGACGAGUGGUGGUGGGACUGCCUCGAGGUCUUGCGGGACAACACGCUGGUCACGCUGGCCAACAUCUCCGGGCAGCUGGACCUGUCUGCGUACACGGAGAGCAUCUGCCUGCCCGUCCUGGACGGCCUGCUGCACUGGAUGGUGUGCCCCUCCGCCGAGGCGCAGGACCCCUUCCCCACGGUGGGGCCCAACUCCGUGCUGUCGCCGCAGAGGCUCGUGCUGGAGGCGCUGUGCAAGCUCAGCAUCCAGGACAGUAACGUGGACCUGAUCCUGGCCACGCCGCCCUUCAGCCGGCAGGAGAAGUUCUACGCGACGCUGGUGAGGUACGUGGGCGACCGCAAAAACCCGGUCUGCCGGGAGAUGUCCAUGGCGCUCCUGUCGAACCUGGCCCAGGGGGACACGCUGGCCGCGCGGGCCAUCGCCGUGCAGAAGGGGAGCAUCGGGAACCUGAUCGGCUUCCUGGAGGACGGCGUGACCAUGGCGCAGUACCAGCAGAGCCAGCACAGCCUCCUGCACAUGCAGCCGCCGCCGCUGGAGCCGCCCAGCGUGGACAUGAUGUGCCGCGCGGCCAAGGCGCUGCUGGCCAUGGCCCGCGUGGACGAGAACCGCUCCGAGUUCCUGCUGCACGAGGGCCGGCUGCUGGACAUCUCCAUCUCGGCCGUGCUGAACUCGCUGGUGGCGUCCGUCGUCUGUGACGUUCUCUUCCAGAUCGGGCAGUUAUGACCCCGGCGAGGAGGCCGCCGCGAGACUGGGCUCCGCACGCCGGCUGUUUCCGUUCCGCUUCUCCGGCGCAGCGAGAAGGAAGAGAGAACGUGCGCUCCUCUGCCCCGAUCAUAGCUACCGAUUGGGAAUUAAAGAGAUAAUUAAUUCGAACAGAUAUGAAAUUAAUAUUUGCUGUCUGUGUGUAUAAAUACAUCUGUUGGGUUUUUUUAAUUUUUUUUUUUUUUAACCAAAGUUGCUGUCCAGUGCAUUCAGAGGUCACUUUUUGUUUUUCACAGAUUUCUUUCUGAUGUUCUUUCUUUUCCAUGUUGUAUUGCAUUUUUGGGGGGAAGCAAAUUGACUUUAAAGAAAAAAGUUGUAGCAAAAGAUGCUAAGAUGGGAAGUUUUCACCACACUGAGGCAAAAAGGUGGACACCCAUCCCCGUCCCAGGCCUGUUGUCCUUCAGAUGAUGCGACAAAGCUGUCCCCUCGCCCACAGCUCUGUGCAAUAGAAACUGCCAGAAGGGUAGGCUCGGGGCUCACCGAGGCGUGCCCGUCAGCAGUCAGGCUGGGAGCGACACUGGUUCCUCCACAGGAGCGUGGUCACCGUAGCUAGGAGCAGUCCUGAUGGGUUUUUAAGUUAAGGUUGGAAAUACGUACCGGACAACUAUCAACGGAAAUUGCUUCCUCACCACUACGUCAUGUCUGCUGUCUCUUUGACCUUCCACAUGACAGUUCUUCACAAUUCCUUUAAUCAUUUUUUAAAUAUUUUUUUUUACCGCCUAUGGGCUGUGAUGUAUAUAGAAGUUGUACAUUAAACAUACCCUCAUUUUUUUUUCUGUUUUUUUCUUUUUUUUUUUUUUUUUUUUUUUUUAGUACAAAGUUUUUAGUUUCUUUUUCAUGAUGUGGUAACUACAAAGUGAUGGUAGAUUUUAAAUAAUUUUUAUUUUAUAUAUUUUUUCAUUAGGGCCAUAUCUCAAAAAAAAAAGAAAAAAUACAAAAACAAAAACAAAAAAAAAAGAGGGUAAUGUACAAGUUUCUGUAUGUAUAAAGUCAUGCUCUAUUUCGGGAGAGCAGCUGAUCACCAUUUGCUUCAUGAAUCAAGGUGUGGAAAUGGUUGCGUACGGAUUGAUUUAGAAAAUGGUCACCAGUUACAGACAAAAAAGAGAAAAAUACAAAUAAAAGGAAGAAAUACAACUUCAAAGAUUUUUCAGUGACGAGAAUCCACAUUUGUAUUUCAAGAUAAUGUAGUUUAAAAAAAAAGAAAAAGAAAAAAAUCUUGAUGUAAAUUCCUCCUUUUCCUCUGGCUUAAUGAAUAUCAUUUAUUCAGUAUAAAAUCUUUAUAUGUUCCACAUGUUAAGAAUAAAUGUACAUUAAAUCUUGUUAA